Molecule: messenger RNA, 650 nt
Organism: Papilio xuthus (Asian swallowtail)
Lineage: Eukaryota; Metazoa; Arthropoda; Insecta; Lepidoptera; Papilionidae
Product: acanthoscurrin-1
Exons: 4
Coding region: 91-531 (146 amino acids)
Source: RefSeq, a predicted model, not a curated record
CGUCGACCUAUAAAAGACACGGACGACACAGUCCUGAACAGUUGACCUGUCUCAGUUUGUGUGUGCUACGCGUCCGAUAAUUUAAAGAAAAUGAAAUUAAGUGUGGUAAUCUUCGUGUUGGCGGGUUGCGCUUUGUCGCUCGCCGUUGAGCAUGGUCCUCUGCUGACUGCAUUACAGCCAAGGGAGCAGGCACAACCUGCAGGAGUCAUCCAUGUCAGAGACAAGAGACAUCUUGGACUUCUUGGUGUUGGUGCUCUUGGGGCCGGAGUAAUUGGUGCAGGCGCUCUCGGACUUGGCGCCGGUAUAAUUGGAGCUAAAGCAGUCGGUGCUGGUCUCGUUGGUGGAGCGCUUGCUUCUGGUGCCCUCUACGGACAUGGCAGGAGCUAUGGCGGUUACGGAGGAUACUAUGGCGGUGGAUACGGCGGUGGAUACGGAGGUGGAUAUGGUGGAUACGGCGGAUACGGAUACGGUGGUGGAUACAGAUCGUACUACCCGUCUUCAGGGUACUACGUGUCUGACCCAUGGUGCUAAGUGGAUCAAUACCUGAACGCUGAUCCAAGUGUUGAUUAUUUAUAGACAUUGUUGUGAGUGUGUGGUAAAGUACUGAAUAAACGACCGAUGUUGUAAUAAGUGUAAAAUAAAUAGUUUCC